This is a messenger RNA of Echinostoma caproni, 405 nucleotides long. Lineage: Eukaryota; Metazoa; Platyhelminthes; Trematoda; Plagiorchiida; Echinostomatidae. The record is from the annotation of a GenBank genome assembly.
AUGAUGAUGAUGAUGAAUCGGAUAUAUGAUAAUGGUGAUGAUGAUUAUGAUUCGGAUAUUGAUGAUGAUGAUGAUGAUGAUGAUGAUGAUGAUUCGGAUGAUGAUGAUGAUGAUGAUGAUGAUGAUGAUGAUGAUGAUGAUGAUGAUGAUCAUGAUUCGGAUGAUGAUGAUGAAGAUGAUGAUGAUGAUGAUGAUGAUGAUGAUGAUGAUGAUGAUGAUGAUCAUGAUCAUGAUGAUGAUGAUGAUGAUGAUGAUGAUGAUGAUGAUGAUGAUGAUGAUGAUUCGCAUGAUGAUGCGGAUGAUGCUGAUUCGGAUGAUGACGAUUCGGAUGAUGAGGACAUGAUGAUGAUGAUGAUGAUGCGGAUGUUGAUGAUGAUGACGAUGAUGAUGAUGAUGAUGACAUGA